Saprolegnia parasitica CBS 223.65 is the source of this 3198-nucleotide messenger RNA. RefSeq lists its product as hypothetical. The transcript has a single exon. Lineage: Eukaryota; Oomycota; Saprolegniomycetes; Saprolegniales; Saprolegniaceae. The record is from RefSeq and is a predicted model, not a curated record. The coding region runs from base 1 to 3198 and encodes 1065 amino acids.
AUGGCGUCCCGCCGGCGGACUCCGUGGGAAGACAAGGUGGCGGCGCUCGCGAUCUUCCGCACCGUCCAUGGUCACUGCCGCGUCCCAGCCGAGUACAAGGUCCCGGCGUCGGCGCCGUGGCCAGCGCGCCUGCACGGCCUGCUGCUCGGCUCGAUCGCCAUCGCCAUUCGCAUCUCCAUCAAGUCCUACGCGCCCGACAGGUUUGCACUGCUCGAGGCGCUUGGCUUUGUCUGGUCCUUGAGUCGCAUCGUGUAUCGGAUGCCCUUCUUCGUCGACGGCGUGCGCUGCUUGCAGAGCACUGAGCUCUCGGCGCUCGUUGCCGCGCUCCAGGCCUACCGCGCUGCCCACGGCAACCUAGAGAUACCCAAGGACUUCGUCGUACCCACCGACGACGACGCAUGGCCCAGCGCAGCCGCCGGCCUCUUGCUCUAUUGCGCGCCGCAGAUGGUCAUGUGCCACUUUUACGAGCUCCCAGCGACCGACGUCAGCGUCGUGCACGGCCUCGGUCUCUGCCCCGACCUCCUCGCGUGGCAAGACGUGCUCAAGGGGCUGGCGCUCUACAAGGCGCGCGCUGGGAGCAACGCGAUCCCGAUCGACUUUAGAGUACCAUCAGACGAGGCGUGGCCGUCCGAGCUCCACGGCCGAGCGCUGGGCGAGCUCGCCUGGUACCUCGGCCGGAAGCGCGAGGGGCUGCCCCGAGAAAAGCGCUUUCAGCUCGACGACCUCAAGGUCGAGUUCAACGCACAUGCAACGUGGUCGCGCGUCGUCGACGGCCUCCGCCACUACCAACACAUGCACGGAAGCACGACCGUUCCCGCAACGUUCGUCGUCCCCGACGCUCCCGCGUGGCCCAACGUCCUGCACGGCCUGCGCCUCGGACAUCUCUUUGGUCUCGUUGCCCGCGCUGCGGUGUUGCGUGUGCUGCCGCCGGUGACGCAGCAAGACGUCGAGGACCUCAACCAAGGGUCGCCCUUGAACGACGCGACGCCGCUCUAUGACGUGGCACUGCGAGCGCUCGAGACGUUCCACAUCAUCCACGGCCAAGUGGACGUCCCGAAAGCCUUUUGCGUCCCGAUGACGUCAUCCUUGUGGCCCACGAGCUGCCUUGGAUUCCAGCUCGGCGCUGUCGCCGUCUUGCUGCGCGAGUCGUUGUCGCUGCACCCUGACCGCGUCGCGGCGCUGGACAAACUCGGUUUCAAGCGCCGGGUCGUCGUCGCCAAGGCAGCCGACGUAGUGGAUGACGACACGAGUGACGUCGCCGGGGUCAUCGCAACGUCUGCCAUGGUCGUCGCUAAGGACGACAAUGACGCGAUCGAUCCGCCGCGUACAGGCGCCACCGUUGCCCGGGGUAUCCACCAGUGGUCGUGGGAAGACAAGCUCAAGGCGCUCGUGAUUUUUCGACAAGUACACCAACACGUCGCCGUGCCCUCGACCUUGGUCAUCCCCGCGACAGCAAGCUACCCGAGCUAUUUGCACGGCUUGCCGCUCGGCAGGUUUGUGAGCCGCCUGCGCCACGGGUCCAAGCAGCUGCGGCCCGACCGUCUCCGCGACCUCGACACCAUCGGCUUUCUCUGGCGCCUCCGGGGCUCCGGCUCGCGCUGCCGCGUCCGAUGGCCGUACGACCCCGACACUCAGAUUCGACCGGUGGCGUUCGAUGCGCUGAUCGAAGCGCUGGUGACGUUUCAGCGCCUCCACGGGCAUCUCGACGUUCCCGACGGCUUUGUCGUGCCCGACGACGCUGCGUGGCCAGCAGCUGCGCACCACGUCGUGCUCAACUGCGUCAUCCCGUUGCUUCGGGCCCAACUCUACGAGCUCACGGACGCCGACGCCGAGCGUGUGCAUGCUGCCGGUAUCGUCACUGACCUGCCCGACUUUGCGAUGCUUCUUCGUCUCAUCACGAUCUACCGCCAAGUGUUUGGCACCGGUGCGAUCCCGCGCGACUUUGUCGUGCCUCCAACGACAGGCGACGACUGGCCCGACGCGUGGCGAGGCCUCGCGCUCGGCGACCUUGCUUGGAGCCUUGGGCUCAAGGCCCGUGUACUCGACACGGUGCGGCGCGCGCGGCUUCACGCCACGGGCUACGUCUUCAACUCGCCGGCGACGUGGGCGCGCAUCGUUCGGGGCUGGCGACAGUACUACAAGCUGCAUGGAUCGACGACGGUACCGUUAUCGUUUGGCGUGCCGGCGUCAACCGAGUGGCUCGCGGAGUUGCACGGUCUCCGGCUCGGGCACUGGGUCGACGUGAUCACGCGCGCUCGAUCUUUUCGGCUGCUGCCAGCAGAGACCGUCGCGGCCAUCGAUGCGCUAACAACAAAGGACGACGCGACUGAGGCGCCCAACGCCGUGUUGCCGCCAACUCGGACGCCAGAUGCCAGUGCCACGGUCGUUCGCGACGUGGUCGCAGCUCCAAUCCCGAAGGAGGCUGUCGACACGCGGCGUCUGAGCGUCUACCUGAGUCUACUGGAUGCGUGGCUGCAGAGUCCGCAGACCAGCUGCGAGUCGACGCUUCUCGGUGCUGUCUCGCCCGCGUGCCCUCCAGUGCUGCAAGCCAUGCCAGUGUGGGCGUGUCUGCUCCGUCUCGAGGUUGGACGAGUGUUUGAAGACACAAAUCACCGGCCUCAACUCCGCGCCCGCGGCAUCGACCUCGACGCGCGCUGGCGGUCCAAGCUCGAAGCGCUCGCGACGUUCAAGGCGAUCCACAACCAUUUGCGAGUGCCGCAGUCGCUCGUCGUCGAAGCCACCGAUAUGUGGCCGGCGACAAUGCACGGUUUUCCUCUUGGCGCUGCGGUGGCGUGGUUGCGCAAGCUGACACAAGCAGGAGUCGUCGAGUGGGCCGCCGCGCAGCUCGACGCGCUCGGCUUCAAGUGGCACUUGGACGCGGGUACCGUGAACUUGGUCGACCUCACGCACCUCAACGAGACAACGCACACCGCUACGAUCUUAGAGUCGUCUCCAGGGGACCUCUGGGACUCGAGUCCGACACCGGUGGUCUGCCUCGAAGAGCCGACCGAGUGGGCUGCCUUUCUCGAUGCCCUGCGCCAGUUUCGCGAUCACUACGGGCACUUGGACGUCCCGUUUGACUAUAAGAUGAGCGCAGCGCUACCGCUCGGCCACUUGCUACAACAACUGAACAACGGCCACGUCCGGAUGUCACGGGCCCGACGGGCCGCUUUGGUAGCUCUAAAGACGCCGACAUAA